UAGAAACAGGAAGUCAGGAACAGGAAAAAUCUCGCAGACUGGAAAAGUUACAAUAUAUUUUUAUGAAAGAUGAGCCGAAUAUAUCACAACACGUCUUUACUAAACAAACCAGUACACAAUGACAGAUUUGACCGUGUGUGGUCUCCCUCUGCGUAUGAAAGUGGUCAGGGAGUUCUUCUAGAAGGAAAACUUCUGGAUCUCUCCAGACAUGCAGUCACUGAUGUCAACAAUCAGAAGGUCCGUUUCUAUGUGCUGUACAUCAAACCCGGUCGCAUCCAUCAGAGGAAGUUUGAUGCCAGUGGGAAGGAGAUUGAGCCAAACUUCAGUGACACUGGAAAGGUCAACACUGGCUUUCUCAUGUCCUCCUACAAGGUAGAAGCUAAAGGAGAGUCAGACAUUCUGUCUGAGCAGCAGCUGUCAGCAAUGGUGAACAAAGCUGAGCUGGUGAAGAUAACUGACAAGCACAGACCCAGUGGGACCUGGGCCUUCUGGUACCCAGAGUCAGAGAUGGACAACAUAGAGCUGGAGACCGGACAGGACGUACGGCUGAAGACCAGAGGAAACAGUCCUUUCAUAUUCUCCUUAGCUAAAGUGGACGGUGGUACGGUGACUAAGUGUAACUUUGCUGGAGAUGGAAAGGUCGGAGCGUCAUGGACAGACAAGAUUAUGGCCAACAAAGCAGAAGCAGGCGGCCCACAGAAGCCCAAGGCGGAAGGAGAGGCGGCAGAGGAGGAUGAAUGGGAUGAUUGAAGAAACUUUACUAUCAGCUUGGCAUCAUUACAGCUUCCAGGUUGGACCACUCCUACUUGGCUUGAAGUCUGCUCUGUUCGAACCUUUUUACGUAAUGGCCUUGGGACUGGAAACGUUAUGUCACUUCU
Molecule: messenger RNA, 878 nt
Organism: Scomber japonicus (chub mackerel)
Lineage: Eukaryota; Metazoa; Chordata; Actinopteri; Scombriformes; Scombridae
Gene: arpin
Product: actin related protein 2/3 complex inhibitor
Exons: 6
Coding region: 70-750 (226 amino acids)
Biological process (GO): negative regulation of actin nucleation
Source: RefSeq, a predicted model, not a curated record